GCGAAUUAUCAGAUAAAACCAAAUUAAUAUAAAAGCUAAAUAAAAGUGAAAUUAGGGAAAACAAAAGACAAACAAACAGCCCUCAAUCGAAUUGCAAUUAGAAAAGGGAUUGAAAUGGAUUACUCCAUGUUCGUCCAAAAAAUCGCACAGUGGAUGACAACCGGUCGACGGCGAUAACGAUCCAAUCGACCACCCAGAAGCUUUUCCUCCCACACGGCGCGGCUGGGACAGAGACUCCAGGCAGAUCCGACCAGAGGCGCUUCGGCGACGCCGAAGCGGCGACUGUUCCUCAAAUCUUCUCCGGCGAGAGGGACGAUGGUUUUCGAUGGUGCCAUAUUGGCCCAAGGUAACCACGCCCACAGGGUGGAGGCUGGCUCACGCUCUAAGUCUCGACACCCACCGGAAUCGAAACAAAGAAAGACUUCUAAUCUCCCUGGAAAACACUCGUCGGAACUCAUCGGAAAAACUCACCCUCGCGGCUGCUCUACCCUCUCCUCUCCCCUGUCUCAUGAACGUGGAUCUCCCCCUCCUCCUUUUCCGGCAGGCCUGGCAGCGGAAACAGCAAUGGAGGCUACGGAAAACGCAGGGCCGGCAGUGGCAACGGUGUCAUUUUCCCCUCGUCCUCCUUCUGCGGUGGUGACAGCAGCCAUGCGGCAACGGUGUCUCCUACUCCUCCUCCUCCAGCAGCGACGGCUGCGGAAAUGGCGGGGCCGGCGGAGGCGAUAGGGCCGGCAGUAGCAACGGCGUCGCCUCUUCCUCCUCGUCUUUCUUCUCCGCCAGCGACGACGGCGGAGCUGGUUGCGGCACACCGCCAGAUAAGAUUUUGAAUAAUCUUUUUAAAACAAUUUUAAAAAUUGCUUGAAAAUUCCAAGAUAUUGUGAAUUGUUAUU
This is a messenger RNA of Andrographis paniculata, 890 nucleotides long. RefSeq lists its product as uncharacterized. Bases 316 to 726 code for a protein of 136 amino acids. The record is from RefSeq and is a predicted model, not a curated record. The transcript is spliced from 2 exons. NCBI's taxonomy places the organism in Eukaryota, Viridiplantae, Streptophyta, Magnoliopsida, Lamiales, Acanthaceae.